UUACACUGCGUAGUUUAUGCUGAUCGUGAGUGGUGAAACGCGAUCUAAGCUGAAUUCGGUAUUUCUCUUCCUAUUUUAUUAAAAAUCGGACCUCUACGGUUUUCGAUGUCUUCAAAAAGUGCUUAGGCCAAGUCUGGACAAUGGCAGCACACAAGACAGGCGGCCAAAGCGCCCGGAAGAAAGUCCAGGUGUCUAUGGUAAUUAGAGACGAAGUUGAACGUAAGCAUAGAGCUGGCGUAAACUCACUGCAGUAUGAUCCAGUAUCGCACAGACUCUAUUCGGCAGGAAGAGACAGUAUAAUUCGAAUAUGGAACUGCAAAAAUAUAAAAGAACCAUACAUCCAGUCAAUGGAACAUCAUACUGACUGGGUGAACGACAUUGUGUCGUGUUGCGGUGGAAAGAAUUUGAUAUCAGCUAGUUCGGACACAACAGUCAAAGUUUGGAAUGCUCACAAAGGCUUUUGUAUGUCUACAUUGCGUACGCAUAAAGAUUAUGUGAAAGCGCUUGCUUAUGCCAAGGACAGAGAACAGGUGGCCAGUGCCGGAUUGGACAGAGCAAUAUUCCUAUGGGAUGUCAACACUCUCACUGCUCUCACUGCUAGCAACAAUACAGUAACCACAUCCUCGUUAACUGGAAAUAAGGACUCUAUUUACAGCCUGGCGAUGAAUCCUUCUGGGACUGUGAUAGUCAGUGGCAGUACCGAGAAAGUGUUGCGUGUCUGGGAUCCCAGGUCAUGUGCAAAAUUGAUGAAGCUCAGGGGGCAUGCGGAUAAUAUUAAAGCUUUGGUGUUAAACAAAGAUGGUACUCAAUGUCUCUCUGCAAGCUCAGACGGUACCAUAAAAUUAUGGUCUCUUGGCCAACAGUGGUGCAUACAAACUUUCAGGGUACACACGGAAGGCGUUUGGGCUUUACUAGCCACGGAUACAUUCAGUCAUGUGAUAUCUGGAGGAAGAGAUAGAAAAGUAAUAAUGACAGAGCUGAGAGCAACUGAGAAAUGUACUGUUAUAUGUGAGGAAAAUGCUCCGAUCCUUAAAAUGGCUAUGACGCCCGAUCAGACCAGCUUGUGGGUAGCAACAAGUGAAUCUACCAUAAAUAAUUGGACAAUUACUCAAAAAGACUGGCAGUGUGGUGACUAUUGCGAAGACGCAAUGGGGAACGGAGGUGGUUUGAGGACUAUGGGACCACGUAACUCGGACCCUGCACAAAAAAUUAUAGGUGGUGCUGCAGUUAGGCAUUGUCAUGUAUUAAAUGACAGAAGACACGUUUUGACUCGGGACACUGAGGAGAAUGUGGCGCUUUAUGAUGUCUUGAAAGCUGUCAAAGUCGUUGAUCUUGGACGAGUAGACUUUGAGCAGGAAGUGAAGAAGAGAAAUAAGACUGUAUAUGUCCCUAACUGGUUCAAUGUCGACCUCAAAACCGGGAUGCUGACAAUACACUUGGGCCAGGACGAAAAUGACUGUUUUUCUGCAUGGGUGUCUGCAAAAGAAACGAACUUGGCUGACAACGAUGCUGUUGACCAAAAAGUAAACUAUGGAAAUCUACUACUUCAAGCACUUCUGGAGCACUGGUGGAGGCCGUUACAUGGUGAUGAUGAAAAUGAAGGAAAUGGUAAUGACGGGAAUGGUCCAACGCAUACGAGAGGAGGGAAUCCAUAUUUCUCAGUACCUGGACAUACGCCUGUUAUCUUCAGUGAGGUCGGUGGCAGGACUCUGUACAGAUUGCUCGUUCGCGAUGCAGCUGGAGAAACGGAAGGCGUUCUUCUAAAUGAGACUGUCCCUCCCUGGGUGGUGGACAUCGUUGUGGAUAAAAAUCUACCGAAAUUUAUUAAAAUUCCCUUCUACCUUUUGCCACACUCCACCUCUGGGGUGAAGAGUUUGAAAAAGGAUCGCCUGAUUGCCAAUGACUUUAUACAGGCACGCAAAGUUGCCGAACACGUCUAUGAUAAGGUAUUGGGGGCUGGAAGUGAUUCAGGUUCAGUUACUGGUGCUGGAAAUACGGUAUCAGGUGGAUCUCCAGCUGGAGAUAGAACGAACGCUGACUCAAACACGGAUAACACAUCGUUGGCAGAAGAGAAAGUUGAGUUGCUCUGCAAUGACCAGGUUUUGGAUCCAUCUAUGGACUUGAGAACGGUGAGACAUUUCAUAUGGAAGAAUUCUGCCGAUUUAACACUCCAUUAUCGACCAAUCAAAUAGUUAAAACCUGGACCAGAGCCCCCGAAGACUUAUCGAUAUACAUUGCGACACUAUGGCAUUACGGCCAAUAAAACUCUGAGUGAGUACUUCAUUUAAUCCUCGAAAAUUAUUCGCAGAAGACUUGUAAAGUGUGUAUGCGGAUGAUAAUGCAGUGAGUCGAGGGCGAUGAUUUAAAGAUUUUUCAACAUGUCAAUGACUAUUCGAAAAAAAGUAAAAACUAUCCCAAAACUUUUCUGAUGUUCACUUCUAGAAUGUAGUUAAUCCCCAGAUAUAUUGGAAAAAUUAUAAUCAGUAAACUAUCUAAGUUUUCACAUGUUGCCACUGAGAUUCGAAAAUCCGUGAAUAAAGAGCAUGUAAUAUAUUAACAUAUUGAAAAUAGACAGUGUCACUGGAUGAUGGCAGAUUCACGUAAAUUCAGACAGAGGAGCCCAACCUAACUAACAUGAUCUACUUUUAACACUUGAUGGACAAGGCAACGUUUGAUUUUUUACAUUUAAAAUAUUUACAAAAACUGCCAUUUUGCGAUAUUGAAGUUUUGUCUCACCCAUUACCUUAAACGGUAGAUAGGGAGUUCGGUAUGUAGGAAAAUUUUUGCCACUUCUGAAAAAUUACAUGGAAAAUACGAAGAAAAUAUGAAUUUCAAUGACUGUUCGGUUUUUUCAUUGCUACGGAAACCACUCAAAACUGGAUGUAUCAAUAUUUUUCUACUGUUCUUUAUAUUCACUUUUUAUAUUCGCAUCAAACUUUUUUACCGUUUUUCAGUGCGUAGGUAUGGCGAUAGAAUUUUAAGCUGUCUGUCGUCACUAUUCAAGUUUUCACUACACACCUUGAUGAUAUUACUAGAUAUUACCAUUACUAGAUAUUGGGACAACGAAACAAUUCUCGUCAAUGGAAGUACGCUACAUAUUAAAACUCUGACAUCUGCAGAAGCACACAGAAAUUGGGAAAUUUACUAAGUUCAGUUUAAUUAAUUCAUUGAGAUACGUAAUGGAUGUUUAAGACUUGAGAUCAACUUCAAACUUCGAGUGGGCAGUGACUGUUUGGAAAUGAAAUUAGAUAAGGCCAAGGUUGGGAUGUUCGAUGACCACUUGAGUAGAUAAUUUCAUAGUCGACUAUUCCAUUGUAUUCGUUAAGUAUGAAUGGGCUUCACCAUCUGAAUCAUAAGUUGGUAAAAAGAAGAAACGUUAAAAAAAAAUUCAGCUAUAUUAUAUGCGCCAAUGAAGACGAAUGAAACAACGUCUCUAUGAUGCAAUGAAAAUGAAUCUAAACAAAUUCGAAUAACAUAAGCUAUCAACAAAGUGAGAAAAUUUUUUGUAAUUAAAACGUUCAGAAUGAUUGAACUGGUGUUUUUUUUUAUCGUAUUCUAAUGUUUUUGAGAUUAUUUUAUUUAUCGGAUCGCCUGAAAAACAUUUCACAAAUAAUUAUGUCUGGAGUUGAUGAAAACAGAUUUGUGUAAGUAUUGCAUUACAGAUGUUCAUGAACAGUUACGUUUGUCCAUCAUACCUACACUAUAACGUAAGAUUUCCGGAAUGGUUUUACAAUAAUCCGUGAGGAUUCGAGAAUGAGGAGGUCAGCGAGCAACACGAACCUGAAGACACUAGAAUCGGAUAAAAAAUACCGGAGUUUAAUCAUAUUCAACGUUUCAAUUAUAAAACCAUUUUUCAAAUGGUUUAUAUUCUAGCUUGUAUUAUUUGCAUUUGCUCAAAUUUAUUUCAUUCAGAUCUUAGGAUUAUAUUUUUAUUCGUGGUUACUAUCAAUGGUGCUAAUAACAUUGAUGGAGAUUCGUUGUACCGUCUUUUUUUUAUUUUUAACUUUUGACUUGGACCUUAUUCAUCUGCAGAAAUUACGGGUAGCUGAAAAGUACAUCGGAUGAAUGUAGUGCUAGAUUUUGUUAAUUUCAUAAUUCUAACUAGAAUGAAUCUGUAUAGAGUGUUAAUAAAAUAUUUUCGAAUGCAUCAGUUUCACUUGCGAUGAAUGUAUUGACAAGAUUCUUAAAAAUUCAUACAUUCAAACUAGUUUAAUGACGAUGAUACCGAUAAUGUAAUAUUUUAUUAUGUUCACGUAAGUCGCACCAUUCACGAAAAAUUCACAUGUCAUUUGUAAAUAGUCUUUCCUGUUUAUGUACAUGUGAGUAUAUAAUUGUAACAAUGAAAAUUUUCGAAAGAAACAUUUUGUAAGCUAGCGGGCAUGAAACAUUUUCAUUAGUUUAAAAAUAUUGUCUAUAACUUGAAGAUUUGCUUUGCAAUCAGUUUCAGGUAACUCAUCAUCGCCGUGCGCCACCUUUGUCAUCUCAUUUAGCCAAAAAGUUUUUGCCUUUUUAGUGAUCUUUGCCAAAUGUAACAUAUAGGAUAUGUAAAAUUGAAUAAUCCUUAAAACGAGUAAUUGUGGUGCUUUUCUCAUGUAAGCCAAAAUCUCUCUUGUCUAUUAGGCGGUUUCACUAACAACUGCAGUCUAAACAGACAAAAUAAAACCUUAUGAAGCCGAGAAAUAAAUACAUGUCAAUUUAUAAUCAAUCAAACUGUAUCUAAGCAGCCAAAGUAAUGUUAAACAUUCGCCAAAUAGUUUUACGAAAUGAUGGGUCACACACACUAAUUAGUCUAUGGUUAUGUUUGUCUAUACUGUGUUUCAAUUUUUUAAAGAAGUACUGUUAUUGCAUUUACUGUUGAAGAAAAAUUUACAAUCAAGGAGAUGCUACAUUUGAGUAAAUAACCAUGAUUGCAGGUUUUCGGAUGUCGAUUGGACGGAGUAUCAAAUUAAAUUUCCCUCGACCACUCGAUAUUUUAGAUGUUGUAUAAUGGCGCUGGUGUUGAAAGGACGUCUGUUUUCAACUACCUUACCCAUAGAGCAACCAAGUUUCUCCAACGUUGAUGGAUUUCUGUAGCAAGUCCCAUUUCAUGAACUGUAGAUUGUUGAAUGCCUGAAAGACAUAGUAGAUUAUGCACCAAGAGAAUAAUCAGCUUUAUUCCCGUGUUGAAAAUAGGAUUUUAUUUCCAACUUAACUGUGACCAAAUUAUAGUAGAUCAAUAGUGUUUACUCCAUUAGUGUUGGUAGAUUUUAUUGACUCCGUUCAAGCGUAAUCAGGAAAUGUACGAGUAAGGCAUUUUCUCGAUGAGAAGAAAAAAAUUCAACUACGUUGUAUUUCUCAUUGGGAAAGUCAUUCUACACUCAUAGUGACAUUAUUAAUUAUUUAGCAUCCUUUGACAAACAUAGCACUCAAACUUUGUUCAAAUCUUAAUUCAAAGACUAUUUUGCUCUGCUACUUGUUUGAAUGGGAUGAUUUUUUUAUGGAGAUUAAAGGAAACCUCCGUUGAAACUAAUAGAAGUCAUCAUUACCGCACGUUAAUUGUAAGGAAGUUAUGCCGAUGAGAAAAAUAACAGAAAGUGCAGGUUUUCCUUGAACAUUUAUUAUCUUACGUAUUAAAAAAAAAAACUCUUAGAAAUCGAAAAUAUUACAUAUUUCGCGACGUUAAAGUUAUUGCACCUUGUUAUUAAUUAUAUGAUUUUUCAGAUCCAUUUAGAACAUAAGAAAUUCAUAUUUGUAAAUAUUGUAGGCUGUAGAUUGAUAUUGUCCAAUAAAUAAGAAUCUACAGAU
This is a messenger RNA of Neodiprion fabricii, 5784 nucleotides long. Its product is annotated as WD repeat-containing protein 48. Gene Ontology annotation, molecular function: ubiquitin binding. The coding region runs from base 141 to 2192 and encodes 683 amino acids. The transcript has 11 exons. Lineage: Eukaryota; Metazoa; Arthropoda; Insecta; Hymenoptera; Diprionidae. Gene Ontology annotation, biological process: double-strand break repair via homologous recombination; protein deubiquitination. The record is from RefSeq and is a predicted model, not a curated record.